CGAAGUCGACGCAGACGAAGCAGCGGGGCCGUCCACGAUCAUGGCCGCUCGCCGGGCAACGGGGCCGGUGCGAGCGAUCCAGCGCGGCGUCGUCGACCGUCGCGGGGCGGCCGCGCUUCUGCGGGCACCGGUGGUGCUGGGGGACGGCGAAGGGCCGCCCACGAUCGGCCGCUGGGCCAUGGCGCUCUGCGAGGAGUUCGUGCAGCAGCUGUACCAAGCCGUGCGGGCCGCCAUGGCCCUGCUGCACGCGCUGUGGAUCGUCGGCGGCGACAAGCCGCUCGCCACCACGCCGUCCGCAACGGCGCUGCACCAACGGGAGACCACGGACGCGCCGGCCUCCGAAGCCCGUCGCAAGUCAAAUUCUCAACCACCGAUGGCGUCCGGCGCAGCCAAGCAGCCUUCCCGCCUCAAGCUCGGUCCGGAAGCAACCACUGCGCGCAAGCGCAACCUCGAGCUUCCUUCGUCCGCGAUUCCCCCGCGGACGGCACCGGCAACGACCAGGCGCUGCAGUCCGGUCAGACGCAUCCCGAUGCCAUGCUCCGCGCUGGGACAGACGCGCUCCGGGGACAGGACGGUGUGGCCUUCGCGAUGCAAGCUCACCUCUUCCAGGCUGUCCUCACCCAAGGCCAGUGCAUCGGCACCCACGCCAACGUCUCCGAAAAAUCCGUGCGCAGCGCCGCUGUCGUCUUCCAGCGCCGCCCUGGCCACGGCUCCCGACUGCAAGAAGGACCUCCUGGAAUCCGCGACUCCCGAAGUGCGAAAGCUGCGCCAACAGGCGUUGGAGUUGUUCAACGCUGUGGGCACUGUGUUUGUGCUUCUCGCCAACCUGACUGUGACGCUGGUGUAUUGCCUCGUGAGGCUGUCUUGUGCACGCUUCCUCGCCCUGGUGUCGAGGCGAGAGGUAGUGGCCGCCGCCGCGUAGGCCUUGUGUACGUUUUUGUAUGUGUGUGUGCGCGCGCCAAGUCCUAUUUUGUGGUUUAAUCUUGUAAAUUGCCUCCGCUGCUUCCGAUUGAGCUUACUAUGUUCAUAAAUCA
Messenger RNA from Rhipicephalus sanguineus (brown dog tick), 1034 nucleotides. RefSeq lists its product as uncharacterized. The record is from RefSeq and is a predicted model, not a curated record. Bases 41 to 922 code for a protein of 293 amino acids. Lineage: Eukaryota; Metazoa; Arthropoda; Arachnida; Ixodida; Ixodidae. The transcript has 2 exons.